This is a messenger RNA of Cyprinus carpio (common carp), 5788 nucleotides long. Its product is annotated as interferon-induced very large GTPase 1-like. NCBI's taxonomy places the organism in Eukaryota, Metazoa, Chordata, Actinopteri, Cypriniformes, Cyprinidae. Gene Ontology annotation, molecular function: protein binding; GTP binding; GTPase activity. The record is from RefSeq and is a predicted model, not a curated record.
UCACUUACUGUUGCGUUAGAAAAUCUGAGUUACACCCUGAGAAAUGCAGAGAUUUUUCAUCACUGGAUGCGUGGACAUCACUUGAGUCUCAACAAACUCCCAAUCAGUUGCAAUGGACUGUUCCAGUAAGGAAGAAGAAAGUCCAAAUGAAUCUCCCAGUGAAGAUGCUGGAGACAAACAGCAAAUAUUUCCACAUUCUUCUGAGUCAUAUCAAAAGGAAGAAGUUGCCAAAUUACAAGAUGUUCCUGCACCAGGUGAAAUUUUAGUGCAGCUUAUUGGGACCAGUUCUGUUAUUCUUGCUUGGGACAGUCCAGACAACAUAUCUUCAUUUGAGUUGACUUGCUUCAGUCCUACAAUUACAAAGACCUUUACUGUCACCAAUGCUACAGCCACAGAAGUAGAAGAUCUGUGUCCAGGGACUGAAUACACGUUCAGUCUUGUUUCAGUUUCAGCAAAUGGAGAUCGAAGUGUCGGAGUUGAAGUGACUGCAUGCACCAGGCCAGUUCCACCUGACAAAUUCAAGGCUGAGAAUGUGGGACCCACAUCAGUUACUCUUAUUUGGGAUGCAUCUGGCUGUGAAGACAAGAAGUUUCAUGUAGUCUGCUGCCAGAAUGGCAGAAUCAUUCAUGAAGAGACGACAGAAUCAAGCAGUGUGGUUUUCAGUGACCUAAGUCCUGGGAAUAAGUACUCUUUUUACAAUACAAUAGUGCUUCCAAAUGGCAUUCGAAGCAAAGAAGCAGUCACAUACGCUCAAACCAAAACAAACAUUCAGAGCCUCUUACAGGAUUUGGGGUUGGAGCAAUACUACCCAAACAAACUCUCACUCAGCAAUGUGCUACAGAUUGACACAAGGUCAGUGACAGAUGAGCCAGCCCAGUCUCUAUCAUCUUUACCAUGGCUGUUCCUGAAGAAACUGAUGAUGGUGAAUGUGACUGCGAGAAGUGUCAAAUAUUCAUGUAAUGACAGUGAAGAUUGGUCAAACUUAGAUAUUUACAAUGAUACAUUUGAUUUCCUUAAUGAUCAGAACAGCAGUGUGAACCCUUUAGACAUAGUGACAGCGCUCUUUUUUUGUUCAGAUGGUUUCCUCCAACAGGAAAUGGUCUCAAAAAUGUCAAUGUGUCAGUUUUCUGUGCCUUUGCUCCUUCCAGAAUCUGAUUCUCAGUGUAUGUACAUGCUUUGGGCCAUGAGAGAUAUUGUGAAGAAAUUUAGACCUCAUUCAUUGUCAGACCCAAGAGGCUUUGUGGAGGAGAGAAUUGUUCACUCUGAGCUCCCUCUAGUAUCCUUUGUUAGACUUGGAAAUUGCAGCAUUUCUAAAUCUCAGAUCUUAAACAAAUUGCUCAGCAACCCCCAACAGUAUCAUGACACUUUUGUACAUCGUGAUAUGGAUUGCGGAGACAUUCCAAGAAAGAUAUCAAAUGGAUUAGUGGAGAUGAGUUGGUAUCUACCUUGUGGAAACAAAAACAUUGAUGUUUUUCCUGAACCUGUGGCUGUUGCAAACUUGAGAGGUGACAUCAAUGCCUUUGAAACACAGUACUCCUUCUUAUGCCAGACCUCCACUGCAGUUUUUGUGUUCUUUGACAAUCUAGACACAAACUACAAGUUACUCACCAACCAACAUGCUAAAGCACAGUUUUUUUUAGUGGGCAAUGUACAAAGCAAAACAUUUGAUUUGGAGCAGCUGAAACGGGCAGCCUUUGAAAUGAGUUUGAAGAAAAACAACGUAAUUCUGAAAACCAAUCAAAAUGAUGCACAUUUUGUGAAAACUCUGCAUUCUACAGUAAAUUACAUACUUAAUAAUGUCCCAAACAGAGCGUGUCUGGAGGAAAUGGACACCAUAGCACAUGAACUUGGAAUUCAAGUUGAUGAAGACAUCAAAGAAUGUCAGAGAGCAAAAAAUAAUGUGCAUGUCUUGACGAAAAGUAUACAGGAUACACUGCAGUUCAAAGAGAAUCAGCUUCCCCUUCAGGGUAAAAUAUGGAAAGAUUUGGCAAAACUGGAAAAAGAGGAAUGCAGACUCCGGAAAGCUGGUGACCAAAACAUAGAGACAUACAAAAGUGAUCUCCAGAUUAAAAAGACUGAACUCAGGAAACAGCAAAGUAAAUAUGAUAUCUCAGAGGCCAUGUCCUGUUUUGUUAGUGCAUUAUCAAGCUCAAACCAGGAGAGGUCCUACUUCUUAAAGUGGAUGCGGAUGAACCUUGACAAUCUCUCCCGAAAAAGCCUCUCUAGCCUCCGAGAGCAAUACAAAGAAAAGUGUCAGCAACUGUUAGAAAACAAAGAAGAAAUUAUACAGCUUGAUCAACAAAUUUCUAACAGCUCUUUAGGAAUAGAGCACUUCCUGCGUGAAAUGGGCCAACUCUAUGAAGCUGCAGUGUUGCUUCCUGAAAACGAAGAAUCACGUCUACAAAUGCUACACUUACCCCGGCUAUGUGCUGAGCUGAUGUUGGAUGGCUUCCCUCUGGAGCUUGUUGAUGGAGAUGCAUCAAAUAUUCCCCUAAGGUGGGUGAGUGAUGUGCUCCAGUAUCUGGACACUUUGUUGCAGCCAAAUAAUAAAAUCAUGGUGGUCACAGUUUUGGGAGUCCAGAGCACAGGGAAGUCCACCUUGCUGAACACCAUGUUUGGAGUUCAGUUUGCUGUCAGCAGUGGAAGAUGCACCAGAGGAGCUUUUAUGCAACUAAUUAAAGUCACAGAGGAAAUCAAAAAAGAACUUGGCUGUGAUUUUUUAGUAAUAAUUGAUACUGAAGGACUGAAAUCCCCAGAGCUGGCAAAACUAGAUGAAAGCCAUGAACAUGACAAUGAAUUAGCCACACUUGUUGUUGGAUUGAGUGACAUCACAAUCAUCAACAUUGCAAUGGAGAAUUCCACAGAGAUGAAGGACAUUUUGCAGAUAGUGGUCCAUGCUUUCCUCAGAAUGAAGGAAAUAGGUAAAAAACCUAAGUGUCAGUUUGUCCACCAAAAUGUUGCUGAUGUAUCAGCCCAUGACAAGAACAUGAGAGACCGAAAACUUCUGCUUGAGCAGCUGAAUGAGAUGACAGAGGCUGCAGCUAAAAUGGAGAACAAGGAGGAGUAUAAAUUGUUUACUGAUGUGAUGGAGUAUAAUCCAGAGACUUGCAAUUGGUAUAUCCCUGGGCUUUGGCAUGGAAAUCCUCCAAUGGCACCAGUGAACGCUGGCUACUCUGAGGCUGUCUAUGACCUUAAAAAGAACAUGAUUGAUGUAAUUGGAAAAUGCAAACACAAAACACCUGGAAACAACAUAUCAGAAUUUUUGGAGUGGACAAGAAGCUUGUGGAAUGCAGUGAAAUAUGAAAAUUUCAUAUUUAGCUUCAGGAAUAGCUUGGUGGCUGAUGCAUACAUGAGACUGUGUACAGAAUUCCAUAAAUGGGAUUGGUCUUUCAAGAAGGAUAUGCACUCUUGGUUAACAGUAGCCGAAAUCAGAGUGUCAAAUUUUGAGAUAAUCAAACAUAAACAAGAAAAACCAUACCAAAAACAUCUAACAAACAAACUGAACAGAGCUGUCACAAAGCUUGACUCGUUGGAAAAGAUCACCAUGGAAAACCUUUCCAAAUACUUUGAACAAACAGAGGGUCAUGUCUAUCUUGUGGAAAAGUACAAAGAAGACUUUGUGAGCAGUGUAAAAUCUCUCAGGAGGGAAACCGAGAGCUCUUUGCGGACACAACUUGAGGCAACAGUGGAAAUUAGGAGAGCAAUGAACAAUAUGAAUAACAUCAAGAAAACAUUCACUGAUACAAUGGAGAAAAAAGUGCUGGGCCUACUGGAGGACUUGCGCAAAAACAACAGCUCAAAAUGUGAUGCACAUAUGACAGAUGAGCAGCUUGACAGAUUUUUUGACCAAAUAUGGCAAAAAACCAUAAAUGAGCUGUUGUUUACUGGAUUGAAGCAAAGAAAUAUAUUCGAUUUAGUUUUCAAGCAACUUCGAGAGAACAUGAAACAGAAAGGAAGCUCUGUUGCAGAGCAAUUAAUGACAGUGAAACUGAAAGAUCAAGGAAGAGAGGAGUUUAAAAUCACUAAAGAUGUCUUUUAUAAAAGGUGGAUUAAACGUAUGACCAAUAACAACUCUGCAGUGGAUCUACAGAAAUUAGCAGAUAAUAUUAUUCAGACAUGCUCUCAGUUUGUCCUGGACAAGACGGCAAAGCAUUCAGAUUACCAUGACACCUACAUUCAGGAAAUCCUAAACAUAAUUGAUGAAAGAUUGACUACUCACAAAAAGAUAGGAUUUUCAGACAAAUUUGAACUGUCCCUAAAAUUGCACAUUUGUGGGAUGUCUGCAAGAGAAUUUCAACACAUGCAUGAAUGCUUCAUUAAGGAUAAUGACCCACAUAGAUGCCUUGAUCAGUUUAAAGACAAAUAUCGCAAUGAUUUUAAAGACCUGUUCCAUGAUCGUGAUCAGUGUCAGAGAAAGGCUGAAGAAUUCACCACACUGUGCUUGAUGCCUGCAGUUGAGACAUUCAUUUACAGCUCCUUGGGUCCAGACAUUGUUGACAAAAUGCUUCAGGGAAAAAACGCAUUUCAAUUCAGCACUCGUGCAUUUUUCCAGUACACACUCUUAAAGCAACUUUUGAAUGAAGACAAUUUUGAACAGUAUGUAAAAUACAUCAGCUCUUAUGAAUGUUUUGUUAAAGUCUGGAUAUUAGAUCGAAUCACUGAACAGUUUUCGAAUGGCCAAGAAGUUUCUGAGUUGGAGGAAUGUCACCUAAGAAUAAUCACCAAGGAAAUACUAGAAGCUGUCAAAAUGGCACAGAAUGAAACAAAUGAAGAUGGCAUCAAGGGAUUUAUACAAUGCAUAUGCAGGAAGCUUGGACAAAAGCUAAUAAUUCCCAAAGAUGCCCUAGAAACAGUGAUGAUCCUAAACAACGCAUCUCAAGAACCAUUUGCUCGCUGUCUAAACAAUUCUGUAAAAGAAAUGGAACAGACACUAAAGGAACAGUUGAAGAAAGUCAACAUACAGGGCAAACUGUCCAAACUCAAAAUGAAACCCCAGGAUGAGCUCUUCAAGCGAGUGUUUGGAUGUGGGAAACAGUGCCCAUUCUGCAAAGCUCCAUGUGAGGCUGGUGGGGAAGCCCACACUGAUCACUUUGCUUCAGUACACAGACCUCAGGGACUUGGUUCCUACAGAAAAAAUAGCUCUAAAACAUUAGUGACAAAUAUUUGCUCAACAAAUGUCCAGAGUGAAAAACAUUUUAUUUGUUUCCAGACUAAUGAUAAAAGACAUCCUUACAAAAAAUACAGAGAAAUCUUUCCUGACUGGCACAUCCCAGCUGAUGCUAGCAUACAGGCCUCAGAUUACUGGAAAAACGUGUUGGCCCGUUUCAACUCUAAGUUUGCUGAAGAAUACAAUGCUCGUCCUGCUGAUAUACCUUUGACCUGGAAAUUCAUCACAAAGCAGCAAGCUGAGAACAGUUUAAAAGAGUCUUUCAGCAUCAAAUAAACAAUUCUUUUCUUUCACAACUAUAGAUCCAGUGAUUUGGCUGCACUCUCACACUCAGUCUACAAAAAUAUACAUUGGUAAUAUGACCACCAAAACCACUGACUGCUCUUUGUGAUUGAAAAAUGUUAUUGAUUACUUCUGAAUAGUUUCAGCUGAUUUCUGUUUGAUGUCUGACUAUGAAUUUCUGUAAUUAUUAUUCAGUAGUUUAUUAUAACUUUCUCUAUAUAAACCUUGCUUUUCAUUUGCACUUGUAACACAUAAGUGAAUCACAUGGUGAUCUCCUGAUAGUGUGUUGAUCAUUCUGUUUAUGACAAUCAGAUUAAUAUUUACUGUUAUUUUGGUCAA